Molecule: messenger RNA, 1275 nt
Organism: Symbiodinium sp. CCMP2456
Lineage: Eukaryota; Dinophyceae; Suessiales; Symbiodiniaceae
Source: the annotation of a GenBank genome assembly
AUGCCUGGCACGGGAUCGAAUAGCACUCACGAAGCACUUAAGCUGACUCGCUGGGCAGCUGCCGAAGGUAAGAAUAUCGAGCCGGAAACAAUCGCUCGUUUAAGUGAGUUGGAAAAGAUCCAGUUGGUCAAGGAAGCGACCGGAUCUAUGGAUCAAGCAUCGCAAGUUCUCGAACUCACAGAUCUGACGCUGUUGAGCGGUGACGAUAGCAUGACGCUUCCGUUGAUGUCGAUCGGCGGCGAAGGUGUCAUUUCCGUGGUCGGUAAUAUUGUUCCUGGCGACAUGUUGAAUCUGGUUAAAGCAGCCGCGGAAGGUGACUUCGCGGAAGCUCAGAAGAUGCACUUCAAGCUCUUUACGCUGUGCCGUGAGAUGCUUGGAUUGUCAACUAAUCCGAUUCCGAUCAAAGCUGCCAUGAAGAUGCUUGGCCGCGAUUCGGGAGAAUUGCGUCUACCGAUGACACCAUUGUGCGAGAAUGGCGAAAAGAUCGUCUAUCUCUGCGAAUACGGGACGAUCUAUGGCGGUGAAAACUCCAUGCUCAGCGGGCUCUGUGCUGUCCAGAGCCGUGGUUUUGACCUGGCUGUCGUCUGCCCGCCUGAUACGGCUCUUUCUGCUCAGUUGAGUCAGCUUGGUAUCGCGCAGAUUCCGUUUACUUGGGUAGACAGUACCGGAAAACGAAAACCGCUUGAAUUGCUUCGGAAUGAGCUCGCGAAGACUAUUCCAGCUUGGCAAGCGGAUAUCGUCCACGCUAAUAGCUUGUCCGUUUCCAGAAUUCUGGGGCCUAUCCAGCGAACUGUUGAUGUGAAGUUUGUUGGUCAUCUGCGAGAUAUCAUCAAGCUGAACAAGCGCGUCAUUGCCGACAUUUCAAUGUUGGACGAGAUUUACUGCGUUUCGACAGCAACACGUGACUUUCAUGUGGCGCAAGGGAUGGCGAUUGGAAAAUCUUGCGUGCUGCACAAUGGAGUAGAUCUGAAAGAGUUUGCGCCUUCAAAGGAACCUGUAGAAUCAGACGUUCUCCGGCUCGUCUACAUUGGACAACUCGUCAUUCGCAAAGCGAUCGACGUCCUGCUCGACGGCGUGCGAUUAGCCAUUGAGCAUGGAGCAAAUGUUUCGCUCGAUCUGUACGGCGAACGUCACUCUAUCAAAGAAGAAGCACAGAAGUACGAGGCUGAUCUCUAUCGAUUCGUUGAGGCGAAUCGUCUGGAGCCGCAUAUUCAUUUUCGUGGGCGGACAGAUAACACGCCGGAAAUACUUCGCCAAUCGGAUGUCUUGGUGCAU